This is a messenger RNA of Rotaria sp. Silwood1, 1446 nucleotides long. The record is from the annotation of a GenBank genome assembly. NCBI's taxonomy places the organism in Eukaryota, Metazoa, Rotifera, Eurotatoria, Philodinida, Philodinidae.
AUGAAUCAUAUAUUUCGUCGUCUUGAAAUGCCUGGUCCAUCACCUAUUUCAUUUCUUGGCCAGAUUUAUAACAUUAUACGUAAGGGCGUGAAUAAUAACGACAUAGAUCUUGUUCAUAAAUACGGCAAAAUCAUCGGAGGUUUCGGAGGAAAAGCUCCAAAUAUUCUUCUCUCUGAUCCCGAUCUUCUUCGAAAUGUUCUCAUCAAAGAUUCAAAUGUAUUUAUCAAUCGACGAGUUGUCGAAGGUAUAUCAGGUCCUUUGGAACAUGGUCUUACAAGACUGAAGGAUGAACAGUGGAAAAAUGCUCGAUCUAUUGUUUCACCAACAUUCUCUACAGCAAAACUCAAAGCAAUGUAUGGUCUUAUGAAUCAAGUUAGUGAUAUGUAUAAUAAACGUCUUCUUGAAUAUGCUGAUAAACAAGAAAUAUUUGAUAUCAAAGUGCUGAAUGGUCAAUAUACUCUUGAUAAUAUUGCUUCUUGUCUAUUUGGAAUUGAAACAAAUUCUUUGCAGAAUGAAAAUGUUACUUUGAUUAAUCAUCUGAAAAAAUUUUUCAAUCUAAGUCUCUCAAAUAUAUUUCUCCUUAUAUUUUUAAUGUCACCGCGAUUGGCCAGUUAUUUGGGAAAAAGAGGUUAUUCACUAUUCCCCAAGGACGCUUCUGAUUAUAUAACUAAUAUUCUCAAUCAAAUAUUAGCACGUCGUCGACAACAUUUAGAAAGACGAAAUGAUUUUAUUCAAAUGAUGGUCGAUCAUGAAGAAGAAGAAACAAAUCAACAAACAGAUAAAAAAGAACAACAACAAUGGGGAACACUUAAAAAAACUUUGAAUGAUAAAGAAAUACUUGGCCAAGCGAUGGUCUUUUUAGUUGCUGGUUAUGAAACAACAAGUGUAUUGAUGUCAUUCUUUUUCUAUGUCAUGGCAACAGAGCCAGUCAUUCAAGAAAAAGUUUAUGAGGAAAUUCGACAAGAACUUGGAGAUGACGAAGUUACUCAUGAAAAACUCAAUCAACUUCCAUAUUUGGAUAUGGUUAUUAGUGAAACACUUCGAAAGUACCCACCAUUUAUUAGAUUUGAUCGUGUUGCAUCAUGUGAUUAUCAACUUGGUAAUUAUCAUAUACCAAAAGGUUCUAUUAUUAAUGUACCUGUUUAUCCCAUUCAUCAUGAUCCUAAUGUUUGGUCUGAUCCAGAAAAAUUCAUACCUGAAAGGUUUUUACCAGCGGAGAAAGCUAAACGUCAUCCGAUGACAUAUCUUCCUUUUGGUGAUGGACCUCGUAAUUGUAUUGGAAUGCGAUUUGCAUUAUCAGAAGCUAAACUUGGAAUUGCGAAAGCACUUCGUCUCGUAGAAUUUCAAAAAUGUGAAAAAACAGAAGUUCCACUUCAGUUGGGAAAGCUAGCAAUCCUCAAUAGCAAAAAUGGUAUUUGGCUACGUGUUGUUCCUCGAUCACAAUAA